AUGACGCAACAGAAACGUCAGCCCACAACCUCCAAGCGCACCGCAUCUCCCCACGUCGACUCGCCCUCUGCAGCUGGGACAAAGGAGGAGCCGCCCAAGAAGCGUGGUCGUAUGACUCGUCGGUCGAUGGCCGCCCAGGCCGAGGAGGAUGCUAUUGCCGCUGCCAAGGAACGGAGUGAGGAGGAUCAGGAGGAGAACGGUGAUGAUGGUGGGGAUGCGGGUGAGGAAGAAGAUGAAGAGGAGAGUUUGAUGGAUGGGAAGGGGGAGAAGACUGCUGCUGGUGAGUCUGACAAGAAGGAGAGCAAGAAGGUCGAGGAGGAGAAGGAUGAGGGCGAUACUCAAACAAAGGCCAAAAAGGAGGAGCCUCAAGGAAAUGACAAGAAAGCAGUCAAGAAGGAGCCCCACGACGAUGAUGAGACCAAGCCUACCACCGUCAAGAAGGAGGAAGACACGGAGGACAAGAAAGAGAUACUCGAUAUCCCACAGCAGAUGGUUCUUGAGAAGGGCCAUGUAUAUUUCUUUUACCGGCCCAAGAUGAAUGUCGACCAGCCCUCGGGCGUGGAUGACGUGCAGAAGUUGUAUAUGUUGUUGAGUCCCGAUGAUGCUGUUGGCCGUGUCUCGACUUCGGCCGAUUCCAAACACGACGGACCAUCAUCUGUCGAGAAAUCGAAGGGUGACGUUGACGGUGGUGAUGAAGGGAAGAAAGUAAAGAAGGAGGACGAGAGUGAAGGCGCGUUGCAUCGAUUGCUGAUCAUCCCUCGCAAGGCCCUCCCCGUCUACGACCCCAACGCCAGUGGUGGCAACAACAAACCCGGAUCUAGGAACUGGGCAUUCGUCGACACUGCUUCCUCCAACCUGGCGACCGUCGAGUCCCAUCUCCAAGAAUACAGCUACACCACCAAGACCCGCGGCGACCGGACUCAGGCCGCUGCUCGGUUCAUUGCCCAAGCCCGCUACGAGUUCAUCUUGGACCAUGUCAAUCCAGAGCACCCUCAACGACAGACUUCGUAUUUUGUCUACGAGCUCGAGGUGCCUACGACUCCAGGCGCGGUCCAGAAAGCGUUCAAGAUUGCAAAUGAGGGACAAUUUUUGGUCCAGGUCAAGAAUCCUAGAAUUCAGACACCCGCCACCGAGAGAGGAGCAGCGCGGUACGCAACCCUGAAGGGCAAGGCUCCCCAGUUGCCCAAGCACCUACAGGAAAAGUUCAAGGGUGUCAGGAAGGAUGAGGUCCGAUAUGCGCCGAUAGAUUCGAGCGAGUUUUUGGAUGUGGCACACGUAGAGUUGGUGUUCUUGGCGGUGAAGAGGGGGGCGAGGGAGGAGUUUGAGGAGUUGCUGAAAGAGUUGGAGGAGGAGGUUGAGGAGGAUACGGCUGGGUGGAGCGAGAGUGAGGGCGAAGGUGAGGGCGACGGCGAAGGGGGAGUGGAUCAUGUGUACAAGGAGUUGGAGAUUGAUGAGAAGACCAUCCCUGCUGCUGUUGACGAGUUCAAGUGA
This is a messenger RNA of Linnemannia hyalina, 1491 nucleotides long. NCBI's taxonomy places the organism in Eukaryota, Fungi, Mortierellomycota, Mortierellomycetes, Mortierellales, Mortierellaceae. The record is from the annotation of a GenBank genome assembly.